Messenger RNA from Malaya genurostris, 1565 nucleotides. Its product is annotated as stromelysin-1-like. Gene Ontology annotation, biological process: proteolysis; extracellular matrix organization; collagen catabolic process. NCBI's taxonomy places the organism in Eukaryota, Metazoa, Arthropoda, Insecta, Diptera, Culicidae. The transcript is spliced from 2 exons. The record is from RefSeq and is a predicted model, not a curated record. The coding region runs from base 1 to 1275 and encodes 424 amino acids. Gene Ontology annotation, cellular component: extracellular matrix. Gene Ontology annotation, molecular function: zinc ion binding; metalloendopeptidase activity.
AUGUUUCGUCUCAUCAGUUUAGUGAUAAUUUCGGUGUGGAGUUUUGGAGUAGUUCGAAGUGCUGCCAUUCUGGAAGGUCGUCCCUACCAUGAUGAACCGUACUAUCCGACCGAUUUGGAUGGAGCUAAUUCUUCCAAGUAUCGGGAGCUAUCAGCUGGCUUGAAAUGGAGCAAAUCCCUGCUGACCUACAACAUAAUCAACUAUCCUGCUGUCGUUCCACGGGAAGUGAUCGGGAGUACAAUUCGACAAGCUUUCGAUGCAUGGAGCGCAGUCACCAAUUUGGACUUUAUGGAAGAUGCCGAUGCUGGUCGGGUGGACAUUCAGGUCAGUUUCGAAGGCAUGAAUCACUAUCGCAGAGGUGUACCAUGUCAAUUUAGUCAGGAAAUUACACUAGCUCAUGCCUUUUUUCCGGAAGCCGGUGACAUUCACUUCAACACCAAGUAUUUUUUCACCGAUGAUACUUCGAUUGAGCAGUUUUUGAACACAGCCGUUCACGAGAUCGGACAUUCGCUUGGUCUCCUACAUUCCUCAUCGAGAGAUUCGAUCAUGUACGGUGCACAGUUGAAUAACUUUCUUUCCAAACCUCAGCCGGAAGACAUUCAGGCCAUCCAAGCAAUAUACGGAGUUCGUUCAGAAACACGACCAACGACACCAACACCUCCGACUACACGUCCAACGUCGAAAACACCCAAACCACGGACGACCACCAAGCUUUGCUCUCUACAAUCCUUCGACACCAUUGUCAUCGACCAUCGAGGGGACAUUUGCGUACUGGCCGAUCGAUUUUACUACAACCUGAACGAAACCAACCCGCCGGCACGGAAACUUUCCGCCAAAUGGCCCAAGCUGCCUCCGAAGGUGGACGCUGCCGUGACCUACCGUGAUCAGAAGACGUACUUUUUCAAAGGUCAACAGUACUGGAAAUAUGAUCGACGGCAGCUGGAGGAGCGCUACCCACGCCCAACUGCUGUUGGAUUCCCGGGGGUACCGCCGAACCUCGACGCAAUGCUGCUCGUCAAAGGCGGGGGAUUUCUCGCUUUCAAAGAUCAGCAGUACUGGUUUUACGAUACGCGAAAAGCGAAACCAGUCGAGUGGUACUACCCGAAGUCAACCCGAAGUGAAUUCGCGGGCUUCCCCGAACGGCUGGAUGCAGCGCUGGUCACACCGGAAGGCCGAAGAUUCAUAUUCAGUGGACUGCGGUACUGGGAAAUCGACGAUAACAGCAACGUAAUCGGACGAGAGGGGAACGUGCGGAGAGAUUGGUUCAAUUGCUGAAUUCGUUUCUGUGAAACGAAUUUAGCAGCCUAAUCGUUAUCGCUUAGUAUUUCAGUGUUACUCAGGAAUUAUGUCGUAUGUCGAUAUCUAUGACUAAGUAUGAUUAAGGUUUUCAUAGUUUCGAAAAUUAUUAAUGUGAAUUAUUUAGGAUAGCUUCAACGAAUGUUUCAAUUUAUUUAUACUAGAGGGUAAGAAUUUAUUAUAAUGCUCUAAAUCACAUUAAAUCACUUGAUUUUUCUUUCAAAAAUUGUUAGUUUCUUAGUGGCAGUAGGCAGUCUUAUAAAAGAGGA